AUGCGAGACCUGCUUCCCCCCAUCCCCCUCCCUGCGUCCCCCCAUCCUCUUCACUCUCUCCCCUUAUCCCAAGCCCGGCUUCCCCCCAUCCGCAUUUCUGCUUCCCCCCCUCCCCUUCCCUGCUUCCCCAUGUCCCCUUCCCUGCUUCCCCCCAUCCUCUUACGCGCGUCCCCCCUUCCCCUUCCCUGCUUCCCCAUGUCCCCUUCCCUACUUCCCUCUUACUUGCUUUCCCAUGUCCCCUUCCCUGCUUCCCCCCAUCCUCUUACUUGCUUCCCCAUGUCCGGUUACCUGCUUCCCCCCCUCCCGUUCCCUUCUUCCCCAUGUCCCCUCACAUGCUUCCCCAUGUCCCCUUCCCUGCGGUCUCCUCGCCCGCCACCCCACUUUGCUCUCCCGUCUGUUGCCACUUCUGCCAGUGCGCUCCUCGCUCUUCCUGCUGCCCAUUUAUUCCCGCCCCGCUACUUACCCUCACCCCGCUGCAUUCAGGACAGAGUCUAUUCCCCCUCUGCUUCCCCCCUUCCCCUCCACAGUCUAGUGCACAUGCACCUGCGCCUCACGUUUCCCCCACUCUCUUGUACCUCUCACAUCCACCUCACGUUUCCCCUCCUCUCUUCUUUCAUUCGCGUGCGCCUCGCGUUCCCCCCCCUCUCUGCUUCCCCUCGCAUGAGCCUCACCUUUCCCCUCCUCUUUUCUUACUCUCGCACGCGCCUCACGUUUCCGCUCAACAUCUCUCCCCCUCUCAUGCGCCUCACAUUUCCCCUCCUCUCUCCCUCCUCUCUCAUGCGCCUGACGUUUCCCCUCCUCUCUUCAUCCUCUCUCAUACGCAUGACGUUUCCCCCCCUCUCCCCUUCCUCAGGCAUGCGCCUCACAUUUCCCCUUCUCUCUUCUUCCUCUCUCAUGCGUCUGACGUUUCCCCUCCUCUCCUUUUCCUCUCACAUGCGCCUCCCGGUUACUCGUCCUCUCGUCCUCCUCUUUACUGCGCCUCACGUUUCCCCUCCUCUCUUCCUCCUCUUUCAUGCGCCUGACGUUUCCCCUCCUCUCUUCUUCCUCUCGCAUGCACCUCUCGUUUCCCCUCCUCUCUUCUUCCUCUCGCAUGUGCCUCACUUUUCAAACCCUGUCUUCUUCCUGAAGGGGAUGGGGGGAAGCAGGGAGGGGGAUGGGGGGAAGCAGUACAAGGGAUGGGGGGAAGCAGGGAAGAGGAUGGGGGGACGCGGAGGGAAGGGGAUGGGGGGAGCAUGGGAAGGGGAUGGGGGGAAGCAGGGCACGGGAUGGGGGGAAGCAGGGAGGGGGAUGGGGGGAAGCAGGGAGGGGGAUGGGGGGAAGCAGGCGUGA
Molecule: messenger RNA, 1329 nt
Organism: Closterium sp. NIES-65
Lineage: Eukaryota; Viridiplantae; Streptophyta; Zygnematophyceae; Desmidiales; Closteriaceae
Source: the annotation of a GenBank genome assembly